AUGAUUUAUAAGUCCCAGAACCUCUUGCUAAGUGUGCUUUUGCUAGCAAUUUAUUCCCUCCAGUCUGUGGUAUGCGGUCAUGAUAGGAUGGGGCCGCACCUUGAUAAUCCCCAUCAAAUCCCUUUUCUUGGAACAAACGGAAACGUCUCACUUUCAAGAACAUGGCAGAUUCUUGGCCCUUUUCGAUCUGGAACACGAGAGGCUAUCUGGGGCGCAGAUCCAUUGGAAUACUAUGGCGGCUUCUCCAAUCUCUCUUAUAAUACCGAUACCAUUUUCAGCAGUGCCCUUGCUGUUAAUGGAACUGCCAGAUGGAGUCUCGUUCGCGCUGAUAUCUCGAGCAUUUCGCCGGGAACGACAAAAGCCUCACUGAAUGUGAGAUUCCCGGAAGUCGACUGGACUCUUCUACAAUCUGUUUAUGGGUGGGCUGCAUUGCAAUACCAGGCCUGGGCCCGUGGCUCCUUGGAUGUGAACCGGCCGAAUGGUCAGACUAUUGCUCUAUAUAUGAGUGGUUUGCUCGAGUUCUUAGUGGAUGGUAAACGGCAUUUUGGCGGCGAUUUCUACAGCUAUCGCAGAGCCCCCGUUAUCUUACAUCUACCUCAAGGCCAACAUACAUUGGAUUUGAGGCUGACGCGCGAUGUUAGGGCUCUGGGCGCAACUGGUGAACCUACAAUUGGGGUCAAUGUUGAAGCUGAAGAGCGCCAAAUGUCUUUGAGCAUCGACUCAGGGACCCUCUUGGUAUCUGACAUUACUCAGGGAAAGCUUGGAAGUAGCUGGGCGUCGAUUAAUGUGCAGAACAAUCUAGCUGAGUGGGUUGAAAUUGUCUCUCUUAGUUCGCCAGAUGCCACUCAAUAUGUGCUAGACAUGGAAAGUCUACAUCUUUCCCCGUACCAAAUCCGACCACUAAUCUUUAACAUUUCCAUUGAGUCUCCAUUGAAGUUAGAUUUCUCCAUCGACAUUAUCUACAAGACGAAUACAGAAAAAGGUGAGGUUCUCGGGUCGCUGCCCUUUCAGAUGAAACUCGUCGAGAAGUCCCUUUCAGAAGCACAAAAAAUCACAUUCCUUCAUCCUGCAAAAAUAGUUUCUUAUGCUAUUCUGAGACCACCGCCGCUUACUUCCAUUUGUGGGGUUCGUGAGGGACGAAACACCAUGCCUGUGAUGAUUGCUCUCCACGGGGCAGGGCUUCAGGCAGAUACACCCCUGGUGCGUGGAAUGUUGGAUGCUGCCGAUUAUGUUUGUUCGUGGAAGUUGCUUCCGACUGGUGUUACCCCAUGGAGCGGCGAUGACUGGCACAUUUGGGGUACCUCUGAUGUUCAGGCUGCUAUAGCGACAAUCCCUCAAUGGAUCAGAAAUGUUAACUGGCAAGGCCCGCAUGCGGCUGUGGAUGACUGGAUUAUCACUGGCCAUUCGAAUGGAGGACAAGGGGUAUGGUAUCUUUCGACCCACUAUCCUGACAAGAUUAUUGCGGCGGCGCCAGUAUCAGGAUAUUCUUCCAUUGAAAACUAUGUGCCAUACAGUAUGUGGCAUGAUUCCGACCCACUAGUCUCAUCCGUUCUCCAGAGGUCUCGGUCAAGUUAUAAACAUGAACUUCUGUUGGAAAAUGCUGCAGGCAUCCCGAUCCUGCAGCAACAUGGCUCUAAUGAUGAUAAUGUACCAGUGUACCACUCUCGCCUUAUGCACGAGCUACUUGAAAGACUCCAGUUGCCGUCUCAAUACAAUGAGCUACCUGGAAAAGGCCAUUGGUUUGAAGGAAUCAUGACCACUUCGUCAUUGUUGGGGUUUUACGAAGAGAAGGCCAUUUCCCAGUACCGACCAAAAAUCCCACUAUCAUUCACCAUAAAUAUUCCGUCAUCUGGGGCCAUGGGAUCUAUGUAUGGGAUUUAUGUCGACCAGCUGCAGUCACCUGACAUGAACGGCAAAAUAGAAGUCACCCGAGAUCUGAAGAAUGAGGUUUGGUACCUGCAGACGCAGAAUAUACAUCGCUUCCAUCUUUCAGUCAGCACCCGGGUAGAAGUCCCGGUCGCUUUGGUGCUGGAUAGAAUGGAACGUCCAUUUAUCGUGGACCCAGGUCUAUGUGAGAAGACAUGGUAUCUUAGAGGCCCUCUGGAUCAAUGGGUAGCAUCAAACGGAACCGAAUGGAAGAAUAUUUACCAAAGACACGGCCGUCAAAUGGGUGCAAUGGAUGCUAUAUUGCGCUCCAAUGGGACUUUCACAAUCUCUACUUGCUCGGCUGGUGCUGAACACAUUGCGCUCCAAAUUAGCCGGAACCUUCUGCAAUAUUUUGCAGCGGAUUCGCUGAUAGUUGAGAAACGCAGCUCAAUCGCUCCUUCUCUAGACCAAACAUCCAAAAACGGGCCUGGAAAUGUCAUAGUCCUUGCUGUAGGCGAUGACUUGCCUCCCUCAAAAAAUCCGGCAUUUCCAAUUCGCGUUUGUCGUGGUAACCUGGUGCUCUCAGACGCAUACAGUUCUCAUUACGCAAAUGAAACGGGACUUGGCUCUGAGAAAGCACAGAAGUAUGUGUCCGAAUAUACCUACCAGAAAGGUCUGGGGGCGUUGUUUCUUCGCCCCCUAGAGAAUGAGCGAUUGGAGCUGAUGAUUUGGGGCGCGGAUCUACACGGCCUUGAACAAGCGGCACGUCUCGUACCCAUACUUACAGGUGUCGGACAACCUGACUUUAUAGUACUGAGUGAUAGCUGCCGUUGGAAAGGUCACGGCGGUCUAUUUGCCGCAGGGCAUUUCAACACAUUUUGGCAGAUAUCGCCUGGUUCCUUUCUUAGCAGGGGACCAGGAACGUACGGAUCAUGUUUGUUAUAA
Molecule: messenger RNA, 2811 nt
Organism: Aspergillus chevalieri
Lineage: Eukaryota; Fungi; Ascomycota; Eurotiomycetes; Eurotiales; Aspergillaceae
Exons: 6
Coding region: 1-2811 (936 amino acids)
Biological process (GO): proteolysis
Molecular function (GO): serine-type peptidase activity
Source: RefSeq, a predicted model, not a curated record